Lycium barbarum (goji berry) is the source of this 744-nucleotide messenger RNA. RefSeq lists its product as uncharacterized. The record is from RefSeq and is a predicted model, not a curated record. The transcript has 2 exons. Lineage: Eukaryota; Viridiplantae; Streptophyta; Magnoliopsida; Solanales; Solanaceae. Bases 148 to 744 code for a protein of 198 amino acids.
UUGGAGGUAGUAAAAACAUUUUAAGAAACUUGUAUUCAAGAAGUGUCAUUGAAUGGGAGACAAGGAAGUAGUUUGAAGCCAGAUUCAUAGAACAAGGUUAAGGUUGUUCUGCAAACUUCUCAUGACUUUAUAGUCACACAAAAGAAGAUGAAGAACCAUUAUGAUUAUUUAAAAGAAAAAUAUCAAGCUUGGUUGCCAAUAACUAAAAAGACCGGUAAUAUUUAUGAUCCAGCAACCAAUACCAUUCGAAUGUCUAACGAGGAGUGGGAUGAGUACAUAAAGGCUCAUCCAAAAGCCAAGGCAUUGAGGAGUGCACCUCUACCCUUUCCGGAACUUUGUACAACAUUAUUUGAGGGUUCUACUGCAACAGGCAUUCAUGGUUGGAGUCCAAGUUGUACAACUCCGCGGCCCGGUGCCUCUUCUGUAGCUACUAAUAUAGACAUAGAUUCACUUGAUGACAUUGAGGAUCUACUUGGUGACAAAAAUGAUGGAGCUUCUAAAGAUUUUCCAUCUCAAUCUUCAAUUCCAAUUGAAAAAAAGAAUCUGGGAAAGAAAAGAAAAAACGCAUCGUCCCGAUUAGAAAUUGAUGAGAAGAUGAGUGCUGCAUUGGAGUUACUAAUUAACAAAAACAACGGGCCUGAUGUUGAAGAAUGUAUAGAAAAACUAGACAAGCUUGGAUGGGAAGAGCCAUUGUACUAUGAAGCUCUUAGUAUGUUUUGUGAAGGUGAUAGCUACACAAACUGA